AUGGAUCCCCGAGCGGUGAGAGGCGCGACCUCGGCUGCGCUCGCCGCCAUCGGUCAGACGGGACACUCGAUCACCGACUUUGUCCGCGAUGUGCCUUUCGCACGCACCAAUCUGGACCCCUUGACUUAUGAGUUAUCAGACCUUCGCACGCUUCUUGAGCGACUGCAAGACGGCGUGGUCAUUCCCCCGCCGCUGCAAGCAUCUACGCUAUCUCUCGUGGGAGGAUGUGGCCUUGUCUUGGCACGCAUCGAUAGUGUCCUGGCUGAUUGCGGUGACGGCCCUCUGCGCAGCGGCCGCUGGGUGACCAAGGCUAAGGAUGAGAUCCGAGGCCUCAAGGUCGGACUGCAAUCGUCUCGCAGAGCCCUGCGAUUGGCGCUGGAAGUAGCUAAUCUGUCAGCUGCCAACGAGUUUAUGGCUGACCCCAAUGCCAUCGGCAUCGGGGCUACAGACAUCAAGCAGGACGCGAGCGAGCUUCUCAUCCGCAUUCAUCAGCUACGAGCGCGCAUCCCUGGGCCUGAGCGAGAUUAUCGUGGCUUCAACUUUGGAUUACUGAAGUCACUUGACGGAAUGGUCAGCUUUGUAGAAUCCGUUUGGGGAGAUGCGAUCACUGGUCGUCUAGAGAGGUCUCCAGUGGACCACGAGUGA
This is a messenger RNA of Phaeoacremonium minimum UCRPA7, 645 nucleotides long. RefSeq lists its product as hypothetical. The transcript has 2 exons. Lineage: Eukaryota; Fungi; Ascomycota; Sordariomycetes; Togniniales; Togniniaceae. The coding region runs from base 1 to 645 and encodes 214 amino acids. The record is from RefSeq and is a predicted model, not a curated record.